This is a messenger RNA of Phyllostomus hastatus (greater spear-nosed bat), 4867 nucleotides long. It is a transcript of the gene ULK2, whose product is annotated as unc-51 like autophagy activating kinase 2. The transcript is spliced from 28 exons. Gene Ontology annotation, biological process: peptidyl-serine phosphorylation; protein autophosphorylation; autophagy. Gene Ontology annotation, cellular component: cytoplasm; autophagosome. The record is from RefSeq and is a predicted model, not a curated record. Bases 50 to 3160 code for a protein of 1036 amino acids. Lineage: Eukaryota; Metazoa; Chordata; Mammalia; Chiroptera; Phyllostomidae. Gene Ontology annotation, molecular function: protein serine/threonine kinase activity; ATP binding.
CCGUGCUGCACUGCCGGCUUGACUCGCUGUGAGACCUGGGGGUGCGGCCAUGGAAGUGGUGGGCGACUUCGAGUACAGCAAGAGGGACCUCGUGGGACAUGGGGCGUUCGCCGUGGUCUUCCGGGGGCGGCACCGCCAGAAAACUGAUUGGGAGGUAGCUAUUAAAAGUAUUAAUAAAAAGAACUUGUCAAAAUCACAAAUACUACUUGGGAAGGAAAUUAAAAUCUUAAAGGAACUUCAACAUGAAAAUAUUGUAGCUCUCUAUGAUGUUCAGGAAUUACCCAACUCUGUCUUCCUGGUGAUGGAGUAUUGCAAUGGUGGAGACCUGGCAGAUUAUUUGCAAGCUAAAGGAACUCUCAGUGAAGAUACCAUUAGAGUGUUUCUGCAUCAGAUUGCAGCUGCUAUGCGAAUUUUGCACAGCAAGGGAAUAAUCCACAGGGAUCUCAAGCCACAGAACAUCUUGCUGUCCUACGCCAAUCGCAGAAAGUCCAGCGUUAGUGGUGUUCGCAUCAAAAUAGCGGAUUUUGGUUUUGCUCGUUAUCUACACAGUAACAUGAUGGCUGCGACCCUGUGUGGGUCCCCAAUGUACAUGGCUCCUGAGGUUAUCAUGUCUCAACAUUAUGAUGCUAAGGCAGAUUUGUGGAGCAUAGGAACAGUAGUAUAUCAGUGCCUAGUUGGAAAACCACCUUUUCAGGCCAAUAGUCCUCAAGACUUAAGGAUGUUUUAUGAAAAAAACAGAAGCUUAAUGCCUAGCAUCCCCAGAGAAACAUCACCUUAUUUGGCUAAUCUCCUUUUGGGUUUGCUUCAGAGAAACCAAAAAGAUAGAAUGGACUUUGAAACAUUUUUUAGCCAUCCUUUUCUUGAGCAAGUUCCAGUAAAGAAGUCCUGCCCAGUGCCAGUGCCUGUGUACACUGGCUUUGUCCCUGGAAGUGCCUGUGGCAGCUCUCCCUCCUGUCGUUUUGCCUCUCCACCAUCCCUUGCAGAUAUGCAGCAUAUUCAGGAAGAAAACUUAUCCUCCCCACCAUUGGGUCCUCCCAACUACCUACAAGUGUCCAAAGACUCUGCCAGUACUAGUAGCAAGAACUCCUCUUGCGACACGGAUGACUUUGUUUUGGUUCCACACAACAUCUCGUCAGACCACUCAUAUGAUAUGCCAAUAGGAACUGUUGGGAGACGAGCUUCAAAUGAGUUCUUGGUGUGUGGAGGGCAGUGUCCGCCUACUGUGUCACCUCACAGUGAAACAGCACCAAUUCCAGUUCCUACUCAGAUAAAGAAUUAUCAGCGCAUAGAGCAGAAUCUUACGUCUACUGCCUGCUCUGGCACAAAUCCACAUGGUUCUCCCAGAUCUGCAAUGGUACGGAGGUCUAACACCAGCCCAAUGGGCUUUUUCCGUGUGGGAUCCUGCUCCCCAGCGCCAGCAGACACAGUGCAAACAGUCGGACGAAGACUCUCUACUGGGUCUUCCAGGCCUUAUUCACCUUCCCCUUUGGUUGGUACCAUUCCUGAGCACUUCAGCCAGUGCUGCUGUGGAUAUCCUCAGGGUCAUGAAUCCAGGAGCCGAAACUCAUCAGGUUCUUCAGGGCUGCAGGCGCAGUCACCGCAGUCCUUCCUACUGGGGGCCAGGCUGCCAAGCGCUCCCAUCCUCACUGACACCCACCAGAACAAGCAGAAGCUGAGGAAGCAGCACUCAGACCCUGUGUGCCCAGCCCACAUGGGGGCCACACACAGUGGCUCACCUCAGCCUGGCCGGCCUGGCAGCCUUGGGACUUCUCCCACCAAACACACUGGGUCCUCUCCACGGGGGUCCGACUGGUUCUUUAAAACCCCUUUACCAACAAUCAUUGGCUCUCCUACUAAGACCAUAGCUCCUUUCAAAAUCCCUAAAACACAAGCAUCUUCCAACCUGCUAGCCCUGGCUCCUCGUCACGGGCCUCCUGAAGGACAGUCUAAAGAUGGGAGUGACCCACGAGAAUGCUCUCAUUGUCUCUUAGCACAAGGAAGUGAGAGGCAGAAGGCUGAGCAGCAGAGCAAGGCUGUGUUUGGCAGAUCUGUCAGUACUGGGAAAUUAUCUGAUCAACAAGUAAAGACACCUCUAGGUGGAUAUCAGGGCAGCACAGACAGUUUAAAUGCAGAACGACCAAUGGAUACAGCCCCUGCAGGAGCCCAUGGUGUGGUCCUGGCACCUCCAGUGGGAACAGCACCAAGUUCUAGGGCUGUCCUGUUCACAGUUGGGUCUCCUCCACACAGUGCCACAGCCCUGCCCUGUGCCCAUGUGGUGCUCCGAGCAAGAACAACCUCAGCGGGCUCCAGCAGCUCUGGAGGCUCCUUGUGUUCCACAAGUGGCCGAGUGUGUGUGGGCUCCCCGCCUGGGCCGUGCUGGGGCUCUUCGCCUCCAGGAGCAGAGGCAGCUCCAAGCCUGAGAUACAUGCCUUAUGGUGCUUCACCCCCCAGCCUAGAGGGGCUCGUCACUUUUGAAGCCCCUGAACUGCCAGAGGAAACGCUGAUGGAGCGAGAACACACAGAUGCCUUACGCCACCUGAAUGUGAUGCUGAUGUUCACUGAGUGUGUGCUGGACCUGACUGCUGUGAGGGGCGGGGACCCAGAGCUCUACACGUCAGCCGUCUCCUUGUACCAGAUUCAGGAGAGUGUGGUUGUGGACCAGAUCAGCCAACUGAGUAAAGACUGGGGGCGGGUGGAGCAACUGGUGUUAUACAUGAAAGCUGCGCAGCUGCUAGCAGCAUCGCUGCAUCUUGCUAAAGCCCAGAUCAAGUCCGGGAAACUGAGCCCAUCCACGGCAGUGAAAGAAGUUGUGAAAAAUCUUAAUGAACGAUACAAGUUCUGCAUCACCAUGUGCAAGAAACUUACAGAAAAGCUGAAUCGCUUCUUCUCUGACAAGCAGAGAUUUAUUGAUGAAAUCAACAGCGUAACUGCAGAGAAACUCAUCUAUAAUUGUGCUGUAGAAAUGGUUCAGUCUGCAGCUCUGGACGAGAUGUUCCAGCAGACUGAAGACAUUGUCCAUCGCUAUCAGAAGGCAGCCCUGCUUUUGGAAGGCCUAGCUAAGAUUCUCCAGGACCCUGCAGAUAUUGAAAACAUACACAAAUAUAAAUCUAGUAUUGAAAGAAGAUUGUCGGCACUCUGCUAUAGUUCUUCCACAAUGUGAGCGGCGGCAGGCCUGUCCCAUGGCCCCUUGGUGAGGGGUAUAAGGUGCAUCUGAGAAGUGUCUGUGCUACCACUGUGCGGCCUGGAGACAGUUCAUGUCCGGAUGACGUACUCCUGAAUCUUCAGCCAUGGAAGCUCUUGGGCCUACCCAAGUCUCUUCCUUGGCUGUUAAAGCUCUGUAAAAAUGCUUUCUUUGGGAGAGGGGUCAAGGGGGUACUUCCUCACCUGCUACAGAAGAAAUGGCACCAUAAGUGAUUUGCCUGGGAAAGCACUGCUCUGCGGGAAACUGACAGUUGUCCCCAAAAGCUCCACUUCAGCAGAAGAGGCAAAACCAAACCAGUAAAGGGCCGUUGUGAACUCAGUGACCAUCAUCCUGGAGAAAGAAACAGAAGCAGAGAGGCCGCUGACAGUGCAGCCCCACUAUGUGCAAGGACCAGGACAUCUGGACCCGAAAGAGGUGUGUCUGCACUCAGUGCAGGCAUACCGAAUCUGUGGGUGUUUUCCUUUUCAGAGAGGGCCUCUCAGUCCAGUUUUUAAUGUGCCAGAGGUCUCGGUGCCUCCGAAGAGGGAUCUGAGAUGGGAGAUUCUUCUGAAGUCUACAACCUGGGAGUUGCUAAGUGUAUGGGGGUGUGUUAGGAAGAACUGAUUCAAUUUCCUUCUUAACCUGGUUGGCUGUCUCAGUGCUGCUCCCCACUGAGUCCCUCCCCUCUGGGGCCACCCUGCUCUGGGAGGGUUUUUUCACAUCACUAGGAAAGGCCAUCAGAGCCCUUAUUUAUGGAGAACUUCUGUCCAUCCUUGGGCAUAGUGGUGCACUUGGUCUGACUCCAGCUCUCCCAUGCAUUACUGUGUGUCUUUGGGUACACACCCUGACCUCUCUGUAUCUGGCAAACCAGGGGAGGGCACAGCUCACACAGCCAUGGUGAGAACAAAGCAAGUUAGUAAGUGUGAAGUUCAAACAGCCCCGAACCAGCACAGUAAGUCCUUGAGAGCGUCAGCUGUUGAAGUGGUGGUCCAUCUGUAGCUCUUUGCUGUUUUGUUUUGGGGAGAGGUGAUGAACAGUUUGUUUUGGUGGGGGAGCGGGUGGGGUUGAGGCAAAGCCUGGUUUCAGAGCUUACUGGAACCACAUUUGCUUUAGCCAGACAGCUAAAGGACGCAGCUCCUUCCCCGGCCCACCCACCAGGCAGUCUGUUUUCAAGAUAUCCUUUACUUACCCUUUUAGGUCGACCUGGCAAUUUUAACAAAAUGUGUGUCAGUCUAUUUAUUACUUUGAUUCUCAUACCAACCCUUACAUGCCUCAUUUUACAGAUGGAAAAAACUGACUUGGAGAGUAAUUUUCCCAAGAGAAAGGCCACAUGCCUAGAUAUGGUAGAAGCAGAGUACUGCAGGGGUUGGACUGCCAGACUGCUGGGCAGGAGGAAUCUUGCUUCUCUUACAUGGUGUCCCAGAGUGCCAUGCCUGUGCACGUCUGGGUCCUUCUAGGAAGAGGGGAGCGAAGGCAGCUUUAUGACAUUUGGUAUCCAGGUGCCUCCUGCUGGAGCCGUCUUGCAGGAACAGAAGGCAGCAGAUGCCAAGAAGCAGAUGAAGUCAGGAGCUUUGUGCAGCCCCCUUGGGGGGUGUGCAGUAGGAGUCCAAGCACAGUAGGUUUAAGAAACCACCCUUGAAACUAUGUGAAAGGGCUUCUACGAUGUGAAUAAACUUGAGCCUUUGA